AUGUGGGAGGUGAAGCUGAAGCCCAAUAUCAUCAGCUACAACUGUGGCAUGAGCGCGUGCGAGAAAGGGUGGCAGUGGCAACGCGUGUUGGCGCUGCUGAGCGAGAUGCGAAAUGCGAAGCUGAAGCCCGACGUCUUCGGCUACAGCUCUGGGAUCAGCGCGUGCGGGAAGGUCGAGCAGUGGCAGCGGGCACUGGCUCUGCUGAGCGACCUGCGGGAGGCGAAGCUGGAGCCCUACGUCUUCAGCUACAACUGUGGGAUAAGCGCGUUCGAGAAAGGUGAGCAAUGGCAUCGGGCCCUGGCGCUGCUGAGAGAGAUGAGGGAGGCGAAGCUGGAGCCCGACGUCAUCAGCUACAGCGCUGGGAUCAGUGCGUGCGAGAAGGGCGAGCAGUGGCAGAGGGCACUCGCGCUGCUGAACGAGAUGCGGGAGGCAAAGCUGGAGCCCCAAUUAGCUACAAUGCUGCGAUAA
Prorocentrum cordatum is the source of this 468-nucleotide messenger RNA. The record is from the annotation of a GenBank genome assembly. NCBI's taxonomy places the organism in Eukaryota, Dinophyceae, Prorocentrales, Prorocentraceae.